AUGAAGAAUGAAGAAUGGGGCUGUUUUCUUUCUGAUGCAGGGGUGACCUUGGGGAGCAGCUCAGCACCUUCUGUGCAGCAGGCCCGGACGAGGGACCAGGGAGGAGCGUAUGAAGUCGUCAGCGCCUCUCUUGCGAAUGGAGACCUCUGGACCCCAAAGAACAGUGUUGACUCAAAGAAUCAUCCAGAAGUGUUGAAUUUUCGAAUACAACUGGAAAACAGAGAGCUGAUCGUAAAUCUGGAAAGAAACGAAGGUCUCAUUGCUAGCGGUUUCACGGAGACUCAUUAUCUGCAGGAUGGCACUGAUGUGUCCCUCACUCGAAAUUACACGGGUCAUUGCUUCUACCACGGGCACGUGCAAGGGUAUCCUGGCUCGACGGUCAGCCUCAGCACUUGCUCUGGUCUCAGGGGACUUAUUACAUUUGGAAACAAAACCUACGUUUUAGAACCGCUGAAAAAUGUCACCAACAGAUACAAACUCUUCCCAGCGGAGACCCUGACAGGCGUCUGGGGACCAUGCGGGUCACAGGCCAGCACUUCUGGCCUCGCUGCGGAUGGCAGCCUCCCAUCACCCUCCCGGACGCGAGAGACCAGGCAUAAGAGAGAGACCCUCAAGAUGACUAAGUACGUAGAGCUGGUUAUCGUGGCAGACAACCGAGAGUUUCAGAGGCAAGGAAAAGAUCUGGAAAAAGUUAAGCAGCGAUUAAUAGAGAUCGCCAAUCACGUUGACAAGUUUUACAGGCCACUGAACAUUCGCAUAGUGUUGGUUGGCGUGGAGGUGUGGAAUGACAUCGACAAAUGCUCUGUAAGUCAAGACCCAUUCGCAACCCUCCAUGAGUUUCUGGACUGGAGAAAGAUGAAGCUUCUACCUCGCAAACCCCACGACAACGCACAGCUCAUCAGUGGGGUUUAUUUCCAAGGGACCACCAUCGGCAUGGCGCCCAUCAUGAGCAUGUGCACGGCGGAGCAAUCCGGAGGGGUCGUCAUGGACCAUUCAGACAGCCCCCUUGGUGCGGCCGUGACCCUGGCGCAUGAGCUGGGCCACAACUUCGGGAUGAACCACGACACGCUGGAGAGGGGCUGUCGCUGCACCAUGGCUGCCGACAAAGGAGGCUGCAUCAUGAACCCUUCGACCGGGUACCCCUUCCCCAUGCUGUUCAGCAGCUGCAGCAGGAAGGACCUGGAGGCCAGCCUGGAGAAGGGCGUGGGCGUGUGCCUCUUCAACCUGCCGGAAGUCAGGCAGUCUUCCGGGGGCCGGAAGUGUGGGAACGGGUACGUCGAGGAAGGAGAGCAGUGUGACUGUGGGGAGCCGGAGGAAUGUACGAGUCUCUGCUGCAAUGCCACCACGUGUACCCUGAAGCCAGAUGCUGUAUGCGCACACGGACUAUGCUGUGAAGACUGCCAGCUGAAACCAGCGGGAACGGCGUGCAGGGACCCCAGCAACUCCUGCGACCUCCCGGAGUUCUGCUCGGGCUCCAGCCCCCACUGCCCGGCCAACGUGUACCUGCACGACGGGCACCCGUGCCAGGGCCUAGAUGGCUACUGCUACAACGGCGUCUGUCAGACCCACGAGCAGCAAUGCGUCACGCUCUGGGGACCAGGCGCUAAGCCCGCUCCUGGGAUCUGCUUUGAGAGAGUCAACUCUGCAGGUGACCCUUACGGCAACUGUGGCAAAAGCUCCAAGGGUUCCUUUGCCAAAUGCGAGCUGAGAGACGCUAAAUGUGGGAAAAUCCAGUGUCAAGGAGGUGCCAGCCGGCCGGUCAUCGGUACCAAUGCCGUUUCCAUAGAAACGAACAUCCCGCUGCAGGAAGGAGGUCGGAUUCUGUGCCGCGGGACCCACGUGUACUUGGGCGAUGACAUGCCGGACCCGGGGCUCGUGCUGGCCGGCACGAAGUGCGCGGAUGGAAAAAUCUGCCUCAAUCGUCGGUGUCAAAAUAUUAGUGUCUUCGGUGUCCACGAAUGUGCAAAGCAGUGCCAUGGCAGAGGGGUAUGCAACAACAGGAGGAACUGCCAUUGCGAGGCCCACUGGGCGCCCCCUCUCUGCGACAAGUCUGGUUUCGGAGGGAGCACGGACAGCGGCCCCAUCCGGCGAGCAGAUAACCAAGGUGUAACCAUAGGGCUCCUGGUGACCGUCCUGUGUCUUCUCGCUGCUGGAUUUGUGGUGUAUCUCAAAAGGAAGACGUUGAUACCACUGCUGUUCACAGAUAAAAAAUCGGCCAUUGAAAAGCUCAGGUGUGUGCGCCCUCCCCGGCCGUCCAGCGGCUCGCAUCCGGGUCAAGCUCACCUCACCCACCUGGGCAAAGGCCUGUUGAGGAAGCCCCCGCACUCCAGUGCACCCAGGGACAAUCCCAAGAGACCGCUGCAGUGUCUGAAUGUUGACAUCAGCAGGCCCCUCAAAGCCCUCGACUUCCCUCAGCCCCAUCCGCCCCCGCGAGUCCUCCCGCCCCUCCACCAGGCUCCCCGCGCACCCGGCGUCCCCGCCAGACCCCUGCCAGCCAACCCUGCUCCCAGGCAGGCCCAGGGAACUCGUAAGCCAGACCCUCCUCAGAAGCCUCUGCCUGCCAACCCUCUGAGCAAGACGACCCGCCUCGCCAGUGCCUUGGCCAGGACCCCAGAACAGCAGGCGUCUGGGCUCCGCCUGGUGCCUCUCAGAGCCGCCCCCGAAUGUCCGCGCCCAGGGCCCAGGGCCACCCACGUCGCCUACGCUAAGUGAGAAGAAAGCCGACGCUUUUCAGCAGUGAAGACAGAAGUUUGCACUAUCUUUCAACUCCAGGUGGAGUUAGUUAUUUUUUGUACCAACUCCUAGAAUUUUUCUAAUGUUUAAAACACCAUUAUUUUAAGAACUCUGAGCUGCUGCCGUCGGUGCUGUGCUGUGCUAUGGUGCUCUGUGUACUCGCUCAGGUACUUGUAAAUUAUUAAUUUAUGCAGAACGCUUGUUACGGUGCAGUGCGCUGUGUGGGUGUUUUACCAUCACUGAGUUUCCCAUGGAAGGAAGGCUUCUUGUGCUUCUGAUAGCUUAGUGAACUUGAAAUAGCAUACUAUGUGGGAUUCUGGACAGGAUGUUUACUUUUCGAUCGAGGCUUUAUUGGAGAGAAGGCCCCCAACUACCUAGGGCUGUGGUUACGGUACCAGACACAGCUCAAGAGACCCCAGGGAGAACCUUGACUUAUUUUCCGGGACCCCUCAUCUCAGGCCAGGAGCCUCUGGUCCAGACUGUGCUUGGCCUUCAGGGGGACCCUGGGCCCUGUCACAGCGGACAGGCUGGCCCACCAGGGGCUACACCGUGAAGCUCCAGGAUAGCAGAGAAGGGUCUGGCUUCCGGUUGGGAAGCUUGGGAGAGAACCUGCGUUUCAGAAAAGAGUUGUAAGGCGUGGCUACACCAGGAUAGAGACUGCAACACGAGGCUGGGCAGCAACUUCACCUUGAGCUUGCCAGCCUUGAGCGUAUUUGGAGAGCAGGCGAAAAAAGCCUGCCUUAUAGAAACACCAAGGACCUCUUUUCCCGGCUGCCCUUUACAGAGUGCUGGCAUCGGCACCUCGUUUUCAUUAGGAAGGGUGCUGAUUCCACAAGCGCAUUACUGCCCAGGCGCUGCAAACCUGCCCGGGCUGUUUGGGGCUAAGCAAAUCACCACCUCAUCUUCUCCGCUUUAAUGCAAUGAUCCUGUGUGCAGACAGAGAGAUGAGGCUUUCCAUGGGACCAUAACCAUUUUCAGAUGUUUACCAGUAACCAGAUCUAGAGAAUCAAUUCUGUAGAUAAAAAUCUCCCUUUAUCGCAAGAUUCAACUUAUUAUCAAUUAGCGGAAUCCCUAUGCUUGCAAAAGCUGCCACCAAACGGAAUGCUCUCUUCCCUGGUACCAGCUACGUCUGCUGUCCUUAUUGGUUAGUGCACAUUGGACAAAGAGCCAUAAGUGUAGCUAGUAAGUUCUUUUGGGGCAUCCCAUUUUCCCAGCUUGGCUGCAGGAAUUUUUAAAAGGUGUUUUUAGCAUAAAGUUCGAAUCUGUUACACACUUGCAACCUACCUGUUGGGCGUCGCAGACUGUGAUAAUCAAUUUACUGAUCCUAAAUGUUCACGAAAUGCCGUCUGAAGCAUGGGCUCCUUCAAAUGUCUGACUGGAGAGCCAUUUUCACAAGCAGGUCUUAAAGACACUUAUCUCUAAUGGCAUGAAAAGGACAAAACACAAGAGCAAUGCCAUUAUGUCUCUGUCUUCUGAUGGGGUCACGUGUGACUAGUUUUUACAUUAGAAGGCAAUUGCCAGCAGUUCCAUAAUUCACUCUGUUUUAUGACAAAGAUUUCGUCUGGGUUCACAUCGAUGGUUUUUCUAUGCCUUGAAGCAGAGAGACAAAGCGUACCAAGAAGAACCUUGGUUUGCUGUCCAGAAAACAAGACUGCAUUUAACUGUCCCUGUGUUCCCCACCACACCCAGGCAACAGCCUUCAGGGUCAUGGAUAAACUAAGCCAGCCCACCUCACAAACACACACGAAAGGGGAUCCAGCUCUAAUACAUUCCAACUCGUAUAGCAUGCAUCUGUUUAUUAUGCAGUUAUUAACUCUUUAAAAGCGCAAAGCCACGUCAGAGAAUGUCACUGUCUGUGAGCAUGUACAGAAUGACUGUGAUCACUGUCACACAUGGUAAUUGUAUUAAGGCCAAAACAUAUACUGUUGAAAAGUUUACAGAAUUUUUAUGGUGCAUUGUGUGGGUACUGUCUUUGCAGAUGCCCAAAUCCUUAGACCUGGCAUUUUAGCCCCUUCCUUCCCAUUGCGGGGAAGAGGAUGUGAACUCUUUUCUCGUCUGUCCUUAGCUAGAAUUCCUGUGCUUCUAUUUCAGAGAACCAGGAAUAGUUGGAUAUUAAAGGAGGUUAAUGCUGUGAUCUCACACCAUGUCAUCGAUGGCCACUUAAAGGCUGCAGCUGAUGACACAUUCCUAUCUCUACAGUACUAAUUGCUUUCAUAGAGCCAUGCAAUGUAUUUCUGGGUAAGAACAUAUUUAAUACUAAUAUCCCCUUGAAAUACACAGACCAUAUUAAAGGAACAAGAUGCAGUAUUUAUCAAAUGAAGUAUAUUUAGCAAUAACUUUCAUAUUCACAUAACUUAAGAGAGGAACCAAUAGCCAGGUUUUUGGGGGGAGAGAUUCCUCUUUUUAUAUUCUCACAGAUGAUGGAAACAAAAAUCAAUACUCAUAUUUCAAUGGCAGCCUAUUUUUAAUAUUGUUUAAAAUUGUAUAGGCCUGAAUAAUAGAGUUGAAUUGAGUUUAUAUGGCCGUCACUGAGAAAGCCAAUGUGUUUAGACACAAAGUAGGCCCUGAACGUCAUCACUUCUUUGUCUUAUUAGAGUUGUAGGUUUUAUGACCCCACUUUACUGGGAUGUAUAUGGCUAAUCUUCCAGGCAUUCUAUUUAAAACUAUCUCCUGAAAUUUUUUGUAACAGUUUGUUUUCCUGACACAUGGAAUCAGAUGUGUAGCAACGAAGAGAAACAAUGCAUAACAUUUUCCAUUGUCAAAAUAUGCACACAGAGAUUACACUUCCCAGUGUGAAUUUUUCCAACUUACACACAUGUGGGGUGACAUCACAGAAACCACAAAAGCAACAAAUUACACUACAUGAGAAUAAAAACUCCUGACUAGUCUCCGAGGGGACAUUUUCAUGCCUUCUUAACUUUAUGAGGAAUUCUCAGGCUGAAACCAGAGGCCAUUGUUCUCUGGCACACCAAUAAGCACAUCCGUGUAACCCCAGAAAGAAAACAGCUAAAACUCCGACCUGUGUCAGACUGUUCCCAGAGCCUAUGAUCUUCCCUGGUGGUAGAGAGCCCGGUGCCGGGCCAGCUGGGAUGCCCGAGCCCCUGCCUGCCAUCUCUCGAUCACGUUUACUGAGCGCUCUGAGCCAAUGAGACCUGAACACUGAACGGGCAUGGUGCCUGGGCAGCUGGGCGCGAUGGUUGUCCGCGACCUCGCCCCUUUGCAGUCUUUCCUCGUGAGGCUAUUGCAUUUCAAACUUUUGCUGUGGAGGGCUCCCCUGGGUGUUCUAGGAGCAGGAAGCCCAGGGCGGACUUGGCCUAGAGACCCUUCCCCACUGCUAUCAAAACGACCCCAGGCAAACUCAAGUGACCCAGACAACAGUACCCCAACCCUGCCUAGAAGUUUCCCAAUGCCAAGGCUGCCCCCAGGUGUGACUCUCAGGCUAUGGCUUUCGCACACUGUGGCUGGCUAGUGGGGGACAUUGCAGGUACCAUCUUUUCUGCUCCCCAACAUAGAGGCCGGCCCUAGGCUGCCACCGUUAUUCAUCACGACUCUUGCGCAGGCCCGCACAUCCAUCUGGUCACAGGAAGCCAAAGCUAAUGCAUCUAUUUGCCUGUCUAGCAGCCAGACACAAGCGCCUUUCCCAAGCCUAUGCCAGUGCCUCUCCAAUCCGACAGAUCUGCGCGUUCAUAGCACCUUCAGGUCAGCCAGAGUGGUGAUGCCGUAGCGUGUGGCUGCCCCCACAAGUCCACCUGCUGGAUGCCUGGAGCCCAGCCCUUCUCCAGAGCGAUCCCACCAGCCCUGCAUUGAGCAGAGUCCCUCCCACUGGCACGUCACCCCACAGAAGGGGGAGCCAGCCAUAGAAAAUUAGUAUCUCUCUGAUUGCAAAAUGCUCCUGCCUCGCCCUACCGUUCCCAUUGGCAUCUGUUUCUUUUAAGCCUAGUGGAAAACUCAGAGCGAUACAAGUAACACGCUGUAACAGACUUGCGAGCCCCAGGCCAAGGGCCACUUCUGUGCAGUGAGGGUGCUCCCAGAAGCCAUGGGCCUACACCCGAAUGAGCUGCUUCCUGCCUUUCAUGAAGAAGAUCCCUUCUUUACUUUGGGGACAGCAAUGGCAGCUUACGGUCCAGCCAUUAAGAGCCUGUUUCCUCUGAGAAACACUAGAAGAAACAGUACAUGUAAAAUUGUUGUGAUAGUCAAUGGCGGAUAGUGAGGACCAGAAAACUUGACACACAGGUAAAGAAACUCUCAGCGCGAUUCGGCCCCUCCAGGCUAAACAUUCUCUAACCACCCGAUCUUUCAUGUCCUCCAUCCUCCCACGAUUCUCCUUCCAUAAAAUAACCUUCAGUCUUCAGCGUAGCACAUUUUAAAUCCAGACAAAAAGAAUAAAUGUCACGUGGUCAUUUCAGUCCUACAAAGAAGCGGAGUGACGUGUUUGUGGCCUGUAAACAGGUACUUAGGCCGGGCAGUGCUAGAAAAAAUAUUGCAAAUUAGAAAGACAGGAAAUCCUCCAAGCGUCCAUGGCGGGACAAGCAGUGGCAGAGCCAAUGUUCUCUUACACCUUCCGUCAGGUCAGGUCAAACUCGGGGGGGCGCUGUGGGGAAGGCCCACUGUUUGCGUGUGGCAACGCGACGUGACAUAACUUUAGAACUUGGCUGCGGGCUACUCGGCACAGUACAAAGUUAGAGCUUCUAAACCAGCACAUUCAUUUCACAGUGCUUCGUCCACUCGCGCUGCUUCGGUUUGCUCAUUUUUGUUCCACAUGCCUUUUUAUUUACAGUCCCUCACUUUUGUACACGUUUCUCGUCCUGGGGUUCUCCGGGUAGCACAACCUGCUACUUCCAUAGAAAAAGUCAUUGUUAAGAAUAUUAUAUCGAAUAAAUGGUAUACAGGUAACUCUA
Pteropus alecto (black flying fox) is the source of this 7631-nucleotide messenger RNA. RefSeq names its product ADAM metallopeptidase domain 12 (gene ADAM12). Gene Ontology annotation, biological process: proteolysis. The transcript has 23 exons. Lineage: Eukaryota; Metazoa; Chordata; Mammalia; Chiroptera; Pteropodidae. Gene Ontology annotation, molecular function: metalloendopeptidase activity. Bases 1 to 2712 code for a protein of 903 amino acids. The record is from RefSeq and is a predicted model, not a curated record.